AUGACGACGACGGCCUCCCUCUCCCUCCUGCUCUCCCUCCUACUCCUACUCCAGGACUCCUACUUCCGCUCACGACGAAGAGAACUCCCACCUCCCAACUACACUACACUCUCUCUCAGCACACACCAAAGCGACAUGCAAAAGUAUCAACGGAACCUCGCCCUCGUAUACCCCCUCACCGUCGCCGUAGGCUCCGCUAUUCAUACCACCAUCCAAGUCCCGUAUACCAUCUUUGCCGACAGAAGGAACCCCCUAAACACCGUCUUUGCCAAGAGGGGAUGGUUCUGGACAGGCACGACGUUAUUUUUGUUCCUGCUACUUUCAUCCACGGAUCGAAAAAGGGCACCCAUCAUCCGCUGGGCACUCGCUACACUGUACUGGGUCAUUUUCGCGCAAUGGGCAUUUGGACACUCGGUGUUUGAUCGUGUUUUGACCAUGAGUGGAACUUGCUCGAUCGAGGAACAUGGACAUCCCGCUAUUUGUAGGAAGAAUGGCGGCGAGUGGCUUGGGUUCGAUGUUUCCGGGCAUUGCUUCCUUCUGAUCCACAUGUCACUCUUCAUCUUUGAAGAACUCCAAAUCCUCAUCGCUCCAUCGGCAUCGACAUCGGCAUCGGCAUCCACGACAUCAUCCCAACAAAAGCCCACCCCCGACGCCGUAGAUUACUCAACCGACACCUCCGUCUCCUCCACCGACGGCGCCACCCUCCCCUCCAUCCCCGUCACCCCCUCCACCACCCCCCUCACAACCCUCCGCUCGCGCCUCCCCCACCCCACAUCAACCGCCAUCCUCUCCUCGAUCCUCAUCUUCCUGCUGAUGCUCUGGUACUGCAUGUUGAUCGCCACGUCGCUGUAUUUCCACUCGUGGCAGGAAAAGGUGAUGGGCACGGUUGCGGGGAUGGCGUAUUGGGUGGUCAUGUAUGUCGUGGUGUGGCCAAAGUGGUUUCCGGGGAUGGCGCCGGGGUUGCCCAAGGGAAAGGAGAUUUAUGGGGGGAGCGGGAUUGGAGGUGGGAAGAAAAGGGCCGCGGCGAUGAGGGUUAAGCGGCAGUGAGGGAUGAGCACACGGACGUAGUGGAUCGUAGAAUUUAGGAUGAUAGGACGUAAUGGGGCGUUUUUCCCCGCUGUGUAGACGGACCCGAAGGGUGGGAGCGCUGGAGAAAGGAUUCGUCUGUAUCUAGUGGCAUAAAGGUUUGAAAUAACCAAAAUCAAGAAGACCAAGCUCGAAUGCCCCCGGGCUUUAAAGAACAUUUCGUGCACCAACAGUUUAAUCACCCCAUCACCGCCCGAAGAAUAGCGUC
Fimicolochytrium jonesii is the source of this 1294-nucleotide messenger RNA. RefSeq names its product inositol phospholipid synthesis and fat-storage-inducing TM-domain-containing protein. The record is from RefSeq and is a predicted model, not a curated record. Gene Ontology annotation, cellular component: endoplasmic reticulum membrane. The coding region runs from base 1 to 1047 and encodes 348 amino acids. NCBI's taxonomy places the organism in Eukaryota, Fungi, Chytridiomycota, Chytridiomycetes, Spizellomycetales, Powellomycetaceae. The transcript has 3 exons. Gene Ontology annotation, biological process: lipid storage; phospholipid biosynthetic process; lipid droplet organization.